This is a messenger RNA of Thalassophryne amazonica, 1039 nucleotides long. RefSeq names its product neuralized E3 ubiquitin protein ligase 2 (gene neurl2). The transcript is spliced from 2 exons. Gene Ontology annotation, biological process: intracellular signal transduction. NCBI's taxonomy places the organism in Eukaryota, Metazoa, Chordata, Actinopteri, Batrachoidiformes, Batrachoididae. Gene Ontology annotation, molecular function: ubiquitin protein ligase activity. The record is from RefSeq and is a predicted model, not a curated record. Bases 143 to 994 code for a protein of 283 amino acids.
UCUUGAUGGAUCUACUAAAGUUGUAAGUGGGAUUUUGGUGUGUGUGAGUUUUUGUCAGCCGUCUACGUAUGACUUGUUAAAUUAAAGCCUCUUGGAGCUGACAGUCCAAUCUGUGCCUUGUACUCGACCGCCUGCUGUGAACAUGGAGCCUUUCCCUGACAAAUUUAUGGAAUUCCACCCAAUCCAUGGAGUUAAUGUUAGACUGGACCAUUCAGCAACUCAGGCAACUCGGGUGGAAAGCUUUGGAAACGGGGUGUGUUUCAGCAAACACCCUCUGAAUCCUGGUGAGAUUUUUCUUAUUGAGAUUGAAGACAAGGAGCUGGGAUGGUGUGGCCACCUCCGGAUCGGCUUAACUGCCAGGGACCCCGGGACCUUAGAGGUAGUACCUGAAUAUUCCAUCCCAGACUUGAUGGAUCUAGGUGACAGCUGGGUCUUUGCCAUUACUCGCAACCAUAACAAAGUCAUAGAAGAAGUGGAUCCUGAAGUCGGUGCUGAUGGAGGGCUGGCUGGAGGACACAGACUCUGCGAUAGAGGAGGAGACAAUGCACCAAAAACUUUCUUCACUGACUCUCACUUGUAUAUAGAGAAUGUUCGGAUACCCAGAGACAAAUUGGUAGGUCGAAGCCGACCUGGUCGCUACAGCCACAUUUUGGAUGACUUGUACAAGACCAACACGUUGCCCCCGACGGCCAGACGCAGCCGGAUAGGAGUACUGUAUGUACCUAAAGGGCCAGAGUUAGCUGACAUGCACAUUGUCAUCAACGGUGAAGACAUGGGAGCGUCUGCAAAGGGGAUUCCCACCGUUCAACCUCUUUACGCUGUGGUGGACGUCUUUGCUGCUACCAAGUGCGUCCGAAUUGUCCAGGUGGAGUACGGAUUCUCGUCUUUGCAAACACUGUGCCGACAGGCCGUCCAGAAGCACAUCAUCCACAGGAUGGCCAUUGAUUGGCUGGAGCUGCCGGAAGCACUCAAGUACUACUGCAAGUAUGAGUGAAGACUUUGGAUGGCGAUGGCAUAAUGCAAUCAGCAACCUCACCGC